GAAGCAGAUCUCAAAUGAGUUUGCUCUCACGGGUGAGCGUAUUGAUUGAGAUUUUGAGUGUGAGUCUAUCAACACUGUCUUUGCCUGACUUUUACAUGCUUUGGCUAAGGGCCAUAAGCGAAGUGCGAAAGGUCACCGGUAAUCAAUUCGUUCCUGGCUUGCUUACUUCGCUCAAUACAAGGCUAACAACCCUUCGAGGAUCAAGGGCCUUCAAAAUGGCUCUUUUCCUUGAUCCACGAUUCAACUAUCGUGGAUCAAAGUUUUUCUCACCUGAGGAGAAAAUGGAAAUUAUGGGGUACAUCAACGAAACAUGGCAGCGGAUUCGCCAACUACAAUCGCCAGCAUCCACUUCAAGCACAAGGAACGAAUCUCUGUCAGAGUCCGAACGAAAUGAUGAUUUUGAUGAGUAUCUCACUGAGAUGUACGGUGGCUCUGUCAAUACUGAUGGAGAACCCAGCGAGACGAAGUUUCUACAACAACUACAGUCACUGGACUUGGAACCACGCCAGAAUUCUAACUACAACGUUUGGGACCACUGGUUGCGACGUAAGACAACACAUCCCGAGUUGUAUGCUGUGGCCAUGGUUGUGUUGUCCACACCAUCAAACCAGGUCUCAGUAGAAAGGGCCUUUAGUGUUCUUGGUCUAGUGUUGAGCAACCUUCGCACCAAACUCGCCGAGGAUACAUUAACCAACAUACUAUUAGUAAAGUUGAACAAAGCUCUAUUCCCGCAGGCUAUUGCGACGGCCUACAACUGGAAAGAAGUCGAAAGAAAUUAGAUCACUGUUUGAUGAUUGAAUGUUUUUUUCACAAACCCUUCAUAAACCCUCGAACAUAUAUAAAAUAUAUUCAAACACACCCCAGCAUACAACAUUAUUCCUCGAUUAUUUUUUCAAACCUUUUUUUCGUCGUGUACAUCGCGUAAAACUUGUAUGCAAUCAAGUCGCAUUAAUACAUUCAAAUAGUAUUUAGGUUUCGAAAAUUGAAAAUCUUACUUACGUAGUUUUGUGAAUCCGAAAAUAAAACGUUUUAAAAGCGAAAACCGAGUAGGUUCAAAAUGAAAUGUGUCAAAUUUUGUUUGCGAAAUACGAUAAAUCGAUAAUUAAAUUUUGCUUUUCAGAAAGCCUUAAGUAUAUUCUAACUCUUUUUCGAGAUUUCUCUUUCAUAAACGCAAUAUGCACAUUCAGGUCCCUUACGAUUAUGCUUCGUAUUUGAAUCUGAUGGUCCGUGGUAUGAUGAGGACUGGUAAAUUUUGAUAGAUGGCAUUGUGUUGUAAGAGACAUGUCUGUAUUGUAUAUAGAAAAGUACAGUAUUGGACAAUAGAUUUGCAAAUUUUUCGAUUUUCGACUUUGGUGAGCUGGAACUCAGAAACUUUAAUUUUAACAUAUAUUACAAGUUUUCUUCAAUUACAAGUUUAAAAGAAAUAACAAUUUGACUAAAUUGAAAUUUUCGACACAAUAAUCAAAACAGUAUACAGUGAAACCUCCAUGA
Molecule: messenger RNA, 1491 nt
Organism: Aedes aegypti (yellow fever mosquito)
Lineage: Eukaryota; Metazoa; Arthropoda; Insecta; Diptera; Culicidae
Exons: 2
Coding region: 15-779 (254 amino acids)
Molecular function (GO): protein dimerization activity
Source: RefSeq, a predicted model, not a curated record